Selaginella moellendorffii is the source of this 1570-nucleotide messenger RNA. Its product is annotated as ubiquitin-like modifier-activating enzyme 5. Gene Ontology annotation, biological process: protein ufmylation. Gene Ontology annotation, molecular function: UFM1 activating enzyme activity. The transcript has 13 exons. Gene Ontology annotation, cellular component: cytosol; cytoplasm. Lineage: Eukaryota; Viridiplantae; Streptophyta; Lycopodiopsida; Selaginellales; Selaginellaceae. The record is from RefSeq and is a predicted model, not a curated record. Bases 87 to 1469 code for a protein of 460 amino acids.
GGCGAGUACCUGAUGAUCGCGGAGCCCAUUCCAAGCGCCAGGAACCCUAACCCUAAUUGUAAACCUCUCCCCCUUUUCUCUUUGUCAUGGCGUCUGGCAGCAAGCUCAAGGCGCUCAUCGAUGCUGCUGACGAUCUUCUCGCCGAUCCCGCGGCAGCGUCCUCGGAUCUACUCCGCGAAUCGAUCAAUCAGCUCAAGAAGAAUGUGGAGAAAUUGGAUGUUUUGUCGCAGAGAGAUCCAGAUCUGCCUGCUCGACAGAAAAUUCAGAACAUGAGUGCCGAGGUCGUGGGAAGUAAUCCUUACAGCAGGUUGAUGGCUCUCAAACGCAUGGGAAUAGUGAAUAACUAUGAGAAAAUUCGGGAAUUUUCAGUAGCGAUUGUGGGUGUUGGAGGAGUUGGAAGUGUUGCAGCGGAGAUGCUCACUAGAUGUGGAAUAGGCCGCCUCCUUCUCUAUGACUACGACACUGUGGAACUCGCCAACAUGAAUCGUCUUUUCUUCCGUCCUGAGCAAGCAGGCCUAUCGAAAACGGAUGCUGCCGUGCAAACCUUGACCAGCAUCAAUCCGGAUGUUGUUUUGGAGGGGUAUAAGCUCAACAUUACGACAGUGGAAGGAUUCGGGAGCUUUAUGGAGAGUCUUGCACGACCUUUCAAGGAGAAAUCGAGUGCUUCUCCGAGUGGAGUUGAUCUCGUUCUUAGUUGUGUGGACAACUACGAAGCACGUAUGGUAGUAAAUCAGGCCUGCAACGAGCUUGGGCAAACUUGGAUAGAGUCAGGAGUUUCUGAGGAUGCUGUCUCUGGUCAUAUACAGCUUUUGAUUCCUGGCGAAACAGCCUGUUUUGCUUGUGCACCCCCGCUGGUAAGACUCUCCAGAUUUUCUAUUCCUUGCAUUCAUGCGUGGCUUCAGGUGGUCGCAUCUGGAAUUGAUGAGCGAACGCUUAAACGUGAGGGAGUCUGUGCUGCUUCCUUGCCAACCACGAUGGGAAUUGUUGCGGGUUUACUGGUCCAAAGUACGCUCAAAUAUCUGUUGGAGUUUGGACAAGUGUCGAGAUACCUGGGCUAUAGCGCACUCAAGGAUUUCUUUCCAACGAUGGAAAUGAAGCCCAAUACCCAGUGCACAAAUGCUGCCUGUGUGGAGCGUCAGCAUGAAUACGUGAAAAAGAAGCCCGAGAGAGACGCUCUUGCGAGAGCCAAAGCCGAGGCGGAUCGAGCCGUACAGGAUGUUGCACCCCUUCACGAGGACAACGAGUGGAACAUCACCGUAAUGGACGACGACGACGACGACAAAGACGUGUUUUUGGAUGCUCAAACGACGCCGAAUUCGCAGAUUCUUCCCGAGGGAUUUCUGCGAGAGCUCCCAGACGCGGACGAUGCGUUUCGCAAACUUGAUGAGGCAUUUGUUGGUGGAGCCGCAGCUCAAGAUAACGAUCUAGAAGAGUUAGAGCGGCAGCUCCAGGCUCUAAACUCGGAUUAGCUUUAGCUUAAAUGCGAUGCCUUUGGCCUAACCAAACCCCCCCAACGUUCCAAAAUUUGAAAGGCGACAGGAGUAAAAUUUGAAAAUUUAACCCAGGCGAA